Molecule: messenger RNA, 697 nt
Organism: Balearica regulorum gibbericeps (East African grey crowned-crane)
Lineage: Eukaryota; Metazoa; Chordata; Aves; Gruiformes; Gruidae
Source: RefSeq, a predicted model, not a curated record
AUAUCUCCAACUUCGAUAUCGUCAUGGAGUCUGAUGAGGGCACCUUCAAGCCAUCUGGACUGGGUUUUACUGGCAAUGCUAAAGCUCGGGACAUUUUGAAAGAGAUCAUGACUCUGCUGCAGCCCAUCAACGUUACAGAUGUUUACGACAACGCAGAUGGAACGGACAUCGAUUACUGGAUGAGAGAGGGGGUGCCCGGUGCCAGCUUGCGUGAUGACCUCAGUAAAUACUUCUGGUUUCAUCAUUCUCAAGGGGAUACGAUGACAGUUCAGGAUCCAAACCAGAUGAAUCUCUGUGCUGCUGUUUGGACUGUUGUCUCCUAUGUAAUUGCUGACAUGGAGGAGAUGUUGCCAAGGUAAUAAAACAGCAAGAAAGAAGAUUUCUGUUCUUCUGUAAAGAUUGUGAGUCCCCUAAUGCACGUGGUCUACAGCUGUGGGAAAUUCCAUUUUUCACCCUGAUUUUGUGCAUUAUUAUGCCUGUUUUCCUCAAAGCACACACUCUUUUACACAUUCCUGUUUCUUUAUGCUGUUUUGAUGUCUUCCAUUUGUGAUUUUCACUUAAAAUUUCUUCUUUUAAGUACUUUUAAAAUUUCUGAUGAAGAUGUGACACCUCUUUGAAUAUGAUAUAAUAGCCAUUUGUAUGCAAAGUGAUCCUGUGCAGCAGGAAAAAUAUACCAAAUAAAUUUGUUGCAUCAGAA